UUCGCUCGCGCGUUCAGUUUGUUUUUGGCGUUCGUUCGUUGCUGCAAGAGGACUGGUGCGUUCGUUCGAAGCCCAGCAUAAAAACGUGAGAUCACCUCUGUGCAAAAUUUAUGCAUGAUUGGAUUUAGCCACCGUUUACGGGUGUUCUCUCUCGCGAGUGAUCCGUGCGUGAUAAAGCAUUCAGUGGUUUGCAAGUGGUUGAAAAGGUGCGGAAAAUAGUGCGCGAGUUCUAAUACAAAAAUGACGUCACAGCGAUUCCGGAUUCGGUGCAUAAUAGUUCGCCUACAGUAAAAUUGCUGCAAAGCGACCAUUCGAGAUACGAAAACCAUCCAUAGCCAAAGUUAGUGGCGUGCGGUCAUCAUCGUGUCGCAUUCGUCGAUAUCAGCAUUGGGCGGCCAUAUCAUAUCGGCGUGUAUGCCGGCGGGUUAAAUUAAUGAGGCAGGUGUUACUAGCUCAGAUUGGUGCUGCUCGUGCUCUGAAUCAAUUGGUUCGAUGAGAUAGUGUGUGAAAAAAGCAUUGCCAAAAGCAUCGUUAAUUGCGAGUGUGCGUGGAAAACCGUGGAAAUAGUAAAAAUACACAAAAGUACAACAGAUAGUUGGGGGAAAAAGUCGGUGUGAAAUUCAUUGUGCACAUUCUUGCGCUUGUGCUUCGUUUUGUUUUCCACCUUGCUGCCGGUGAAAUAAAUGCCGAAAUGUUGAUUAUUGAAUCAUUGUGUCACAUAAAUAAUUAUCCAUGAAAAAUCGAUCGUGCACCGUGCCGGCUAUUUGUGUAUUGUAUCGAGGUGCAUACGAUCAGGGUCGUGUUUCCUCUAGAGCGGUGUCUGUUUGCAGCAGCAAAGAAUAAACCGGAAUUAUUUUACUCACCUGGUGAAUACACGUGGCUCGGUGGCAGUGCAUGCAGACACGGAGGCAGCGGCAGUGUGCAGCACCUUUCGGCGGUACCGCGAUGAUGGUGUGUUGAUGCUUUUUUACGUGUGGCAUCAACCAUUUUCGAACCAAUUAUCGCGGGCAAAUUUAAAAAAUUGAUCAACUCUUUCCUCCGCUUGCCCUUCAUUUCCCGCCGUGGCCGAGGAGUCCCUUGGCCAACAGGACAUAAGGGAGUGAAGGUGGGAUUGGGGAAAAACGUAAAAUAAAUACAUUAAAAAAAAAACCAUCGAGCGCAAUCAGCAAGGGAAACGCCAGCAGCAUACGCAUUGUGAUACGUCGAUGCAAGGUGUGGAUAAUCGGAAACAACAAUGAACUGCUUCCGCAGAAACUUGGUCACUAUACAAGCGGUGGCAUUUUCGGUGACGCUGUCAGCGCUGCUCACGCUCGUCACCGUCGUGGCCGCGGACGAAAUCCGGGACACACGCGAAGGCGAAACGGUCACGUUAAAAUGUCGCUUCAGCGAGCAGUCGGCGGCGAGCGAUUUCUCCUACUACUGGGCACGCUCCACCGGCAACAAAUUCGACAAUGUUGCCAUCAAGGGUGUCCAGCUUAACACAAACUACAGGAUCGACUUUCGACCAGAGCAGGGUAUAUACGAUCUUACCAUUAUGAACACAUCAUACAGCCGGGACAAUGGACGGUUUGAGUGCCGCGUGAAAGCGAGCGGCACGGGUGCGGACGUUCACCAGGAGUAUUACAACCUGACCGUUCUCACACCACCACAGCCACCCUUUGUCGAGCCGGUCGAGCUGCGGGCAACCGAGGACGAAAAGUUUGAUCUGACCUGCAGUAGCAUCGGUGGUUCACCGGAUCCAACCAUCACGUGGUACCGAGUGGGUUCGGAAAAGCCGCUCAAGUCGACCAUCACCAAGGGUGGAUCGAAGGAUCUGCGCACCUCCAGCACCCUAUCGAUCGUUCCUCGCCGGGAGGACGAUGGGGCAAAGUUCCGCUGCGUCGUCUGGAAUCGUGCCAUGUCGGAGAAGGACAAGCUGGAAACGACAGUCACCCUGUCCGUGAACUAUUUUCCACGAGUAAAGGUGGGCCCGGAAAACCCGCUACGCGUCGAGCGGGACAGCACUGCCGUGCUGGAGUGUGCCGUAGACUCGAAACCGAAGGUACCGAACGUACGGUGGACACGGAACGGGCGAAUCAUCAGUUCGUCGCACUCACACCCGAUACAGCGUGUGUCGGUGCAGGAUGCGGGCAACUAUGCCUGUGCCGCGGACAAUGGGCUGGGCAAGAUCGGCGAGCAAAUCAUUACGCUAGACGUGUUGUACGCACCGAUCGUCGUGAUCGAGUCGAAAACGUGGGAAGCGGAAGAGCGUUCCACCGUGACGAUUCGAUGCAAUGUCACCUCCAACCCGCCGCCGGUAUCAAUCGAAUGGUUCAAGGAGGGCAGCCCGGACUUCCGGUACGCCGGUGACAUCCUGCAACUGAGGGACGUUAAGGCGGAACAUGCGGGGCGGUACGUUUGUCGGGCGGUCAACAUGAUGAAGCCGUACAAUGGCAAGAUCGUUGAACGGGUGGGCAAUUCCACCGUGGCCCUGCUGGUGCGUCAUCGACCUGGCCAAGCAUACAUCAAUCCGAGCAAACCGAUCGUCCACGUGGGUAACGGUGUGACGCUGACCUGCUCGGCGAACCCACCCGGCUGGCCCGUCCCGCAGUUCCGCUGGUUUAAGGAUGCAGUCGGAGAGCAGCAGACGCCGAAAACCAUUUUGGCUCAAGGAACUCAGUACGUGAUACCCCGGGCGCAUCUCGGCAGCGAGGGAAGCUACCACUGUCACGCCGUCAACGAGAUGGGCUCCGGUCCGAUGGCCACGAUCAACCUGGAAGUGCACCAACCUCCCCAGUUCAUUGGCAAAAUGCAACAGCACAUGACGAAGCGUAUCGGCGAUACUGACUUCUCGGCCACGUGCCAUGCGAAGGGUAAGCCGCGCCCGAUGGUACGUUGGUUAAAGGAUGGCCGUGACAUCACAACCGAUGCCAACAUGUACCGCAUCAGCACGAACAACAACGACGGUCUCAGCGGCAUGGUGACGGUGCAGAGCACGCUGCUCUUCCAGGGAAAAGCCCGUCCGCACAAAAAUCAACUACUGCCAAGCGAUCGGGGCACUUACACGUGUCUCUUUGAGAACGAGGUCAGUACGGCUAACGCCAGCAUGAACCUGCGCAUCGAGCACGGUCCGAUCGUGCUGCACCAGUACAACAAGGUGGCGUACGAAAUCAACGAGAAUGCUGCCGUCAUGUGCAGAGUGCAGGCGUAUCCAAAACCCGAGUUCCAAUGGCAGCUCGGUACCAAUACGGCCGCCCUGUCGAUGUCUGCUGAUGAGCACUACGAGAUCAACACCACCACCGACAACAACGACAUUUACACAAGCGUCCUUCGCAUCAACCGGGUUAAGCACGAAGAUUACGGAGACUAUACCUGUCGGGUUGGAAACUCGAUCGAAACGAUCCGGGCACCGAUCCGGCUGCAACCGAAAGGACCGCCGGAAAAACCGACCAAUCUCGGGGUGGCCGACGUUGGUUCCAACUACGUGUCGCUAGUGUGGGAUCCGGGCUUUGAUGGUGGCAUUACCAAUACGAAAUUCUUCGUAUCUUACCGCAAGGUCGCGAUCCCGCACCACGACCAGGUGAAAGAGGACUGCGGCAUUGUGCAGCAGGUCAGCUCGGAAUGGAUGGAGUACGACUGUCAGCGUGAUGUACCGUGCAGCGUAACGCCACUGGAUCAGUACCAGAGCUACGUUUUCAAGGUGAAGGCGAUCAACAGCAAGGGCAAUUCGGAACCCUCGAACGAAGUAGCGACCACGACAAAGAUCAGCAAGAUCCCCGUACCGCUGCACGUUGGUUUCGAUCCCGAUACGAAACAGCUAGGCCUAAACAUUGGAGCCACCUGUCUGGCACUGAUCGCGGUGGUGGAGACCAUCGGUUUUCACGAAAGCCCGAUAGCCACCUGGCAAGUGGUGCAAUCGAUACCGCUAGCAGUGUCCGGCAAUGGACCGACGUACAAGGAGCAGGUGCUAGAAAAUAUGUACUCCGCCCGACGUUCGAGUGGCCGAUCGAUGGCCAGCGAUGAUGAUUUCCCGAUGGCUCUGGAGGAGGAAAUCCCUCCGAAGGUGCGCGUAAAGCUGUGUCUAAAGUCAAGCCACGAGUACUGCGGGGACUAUAUGGAUGCUGAAAUUGGUCCUGCUCUCAUACACGAUUCCGCUUUCAUAGCAACGCCGACGCUGAUCGCGAUCGUGGUUUCGUGCGUAGUCUUUGCCCUGUUCGUGGGUCUCAUGCUAAUGUUCUGCCGCUGCAAACGCAAUCAAACGAAGAAAUCGAACCAAACGAAAGACUACGAGAUGGACUCGGUAAGACCGUCCAUAGUGGCACAGCAAAGCCAGGCACCGCCGCCCUACUAUCCAACGACUACCGGCCUGGACAACAAGGCGCUGGAGCACUCGAUGGAUUUAGCCUUGCAACUCGAAGACCAAAAAACAUCCGUCUACGCAACGCACAACGGGUACGGCUAUCACACCGGCACGGGCAUACAAGUGGCUGGCCAUAGUCUACCGGCCAACGAAUGGGUCACGAUGGGUUACACGGAAAACAGUUACACCAACUCAAACAACGGAGGCAGCGUCAAUUCACAGGAUUCCAUCUGGCAGAUGAAGGGAGCACCGCCACCAUCAACCGCUGGCCACCAUCCCGCAACGAUGGCCGCCAUCGGCAUCCAGCCGCUCUCGAUGGGCAGCUUGCAGCACGGUGGCUCGGCGUAUGCUACCACCACCACCACCACUACCGCGGCGGCCGGUUCGAGUACGCCCGGUCUGGCCUAUGGGUACGAUCCGAUUGCGACGCACUCGAACGUGUACGGCGGCGCGAUGACGAUAGGGGGUGACGAGUACAGCCAAUAUCCCCACCAGGCGGCCACACCCAGCCAGCACGGUGGCGAAGACGACUACCUACACCAUCAUCACCAUCAUGCGGUGGCGGCAAUGCGCCAAAGCCAGAAUCCCUCCCGGCAGCAGGAGUACUGCGGCGAUUCCUACGCGUCUGUACAUAAAGCAAAGAAACGAUUAGACCAGCCAUCGCAUUUCGACUCAUCAUAUCACGACGUUAGCGGUUUGCCCGAUCCGUAUCUGGAUCAGCAGCAACAGCAGCAGCAGCAACAGCCACAACAUCAGCUGCAUCAGCUAGAUCAGGAGGACAGCAAAUCACUGCUACAGCUAAACCACCCGCAAGACCACGGCAGCUUACACCUGCACGCGCAGCAGCAGCAGCAGCAGCAACCGCAACCAAUCUACGAGGACAACCUGGAGAGCGGCUACUCGACACCGAACUCGCGGAAUCGUCGCGUCAUACGGGAGAUAAUUGUCUGAGAACAGCCCCGGGUACGGUUCGCGGAUAGCGGAUCGUGCCUGUAAGCUGGAGGUGUGAAUCCAUCCAUUUCCGGUUUUUCUUUCUCGCUAAACAAAUCAUCCACAUACACACACACACACACAAACACACACACACACAGACACUCACAGAUAUGCAAACAAACAAAGUCGUCCGAUCCUCGCCCAUGUGCAUCCACUGUGUGUGUGGAUGUGCAAUCGUGUGCAAUCGAUUGUUGGAGGGCCAAACAACCGGGACGACGGGGAGCGAGUGUUACCGUGCAACGGGCGGAUAAAAACAUGAUGCCGCAAAAUCGCUCAAUUCAAAGAGGACGAUUUGCAUAAAUUGAUCGGGACUACCAGCUACCGUUGCCUCCUUUUCCUCGUCCCGCAGCGGCAACGGUUCCGCGCCUUUUCGGAACAAUUUAGCGUAUAUCAAUUAAAAGCCAGGCAGCAGCAUCGUGCGUGCAUGUAUGUGCGGGUGUGUGAGUGUGUGUGUGUGUGUGAGAUUCGUAAUCGUUCUACAAAUUAGGGAAAAGGGGGGAGGUAUACCACCACUGAACUGAACCUGCAAUGGGAUGGUCUCUUUUUUAUGCCCUCGGCAACGAGAGCUAAUCGCGCUGCGUUCGAUGCGAAAUUAUGGAUGUGUAUCUCUCGACUCAUUAUUGCUUCAUCGGUGGCCAAGCUAUGCACGGAUGCGAUAGCGGGCGACAAUUGUUUGUCAGCCCGGCUCAAACCGCAGGGAUUCCCGAUAAAAACAAGCAAACUACUACAACAAAAACCACCCCAAAACCGCCACACACUACUGCUACACACAUUGCGGUUGGGCCAGAGCAGUUUGUUACAGUUUGCGUAGCUAAUUGUUUUAGUUUGACACAUUAAUUUAAGUGCUUCUGUUCUGGCCGACGGGUAAUCAGUCUAACUGACCCAAAAUGCACCGCACUUGUGUGUGUGCGAUGCUUGGUUGUGUGUUUUUUUAUGUUUGUUUGUUUAAUAUUGCCCUUCCUUAUGCAUUACAUGUAGCGUAAAACAUGCCGAUUAAAUUACGUUCUAUUGCUGCUAAAGGGAAGGGAACGGUAACACACAAUUGGUAUAAGCUUUUGCGACCACAAAAUGACUGAUGCUACCCCCGACAUCCCGACUGAAAUUAACUACUCAAUGUGGGAAAUUUGCAACAUGACAAAGAAACAACUCUCUAAAGAGCGUUGCAUGCGUUGCGGACAACAUGACAUUAUUGUCCUGCCGACCAGUGUGUGUGUGUGUGUGUGUGUGUGUGGUCCAGCCCUGGCCAACCCCGUUCUGCCCAUUCACUAGUGGAUACUCGUAUUUUAAUAUGUUUCUAUACCAAUGAUUAGGAUUAGGUUUCGAUGUUAUUUUGUUUAAAUCUUCCUAUUUAGGUAGUUAACGCCCGCCGCUUGCCAUCUCGCUCGGCCAAUCGACCAGCAUAAUUACUCAAAUACACAUACACACCAAGGCCGUCGUCGAGGUAUUGUGUACUCGAAAGAGAGCUGUAAGGGUCAUAUUGGGAGGGGGGUCCACAAUUACACAACAGCUGCUAGUGCAUAUGCUGAAAAAGAAUGUAAGGCAACGAGCGUAAAUGCAUGUCAAUGCAUUCGCACAUAUGUUAUACUACACACACACACUUACGCGUACACACAUACACACUUAGAUUACUGACGUGUAGAAGAAAAAUAUGUGUCCUUAAAAUCGAACGCGUCACUACUGAUGAUGCUGAUCGUAGCUUUACACUGCUACACGUGUAGCCCAUGUGGAACGAUCCUUUGCCAACGAUCGUCCGAUUGUGCUGCUGCACAGUGACCAAAGGGUUACUAAUCAUUGUGCAAUCCACCCCCUCGCUACCCCCUUCCCUUCCAUGUGUUGUGUGUACGCUGAACUUAUGUUUGAUUUUCUGUCUCUACACAAGUGUACGACGGUCUGCGAUAAUGAUUUGCGUGCGAGUGCCUGUGUGUGCAUGUGUAUUGAAAGGGGAAGAAGGCAUUUAGUAUGCUAUUGUGCUUCUACGUGAACGAUCACUGAAUGCACAAGUGCACAAACAGAAAUUAGUGGAUAUUCGAAUUUAAACUAACCAUGGGAAUCCGUUGCAAACACACUCAACCAUAUACACUACACACUAGCGCGUAUCAUGGAGAAAGCAUAUGAAAGUAUGCAAGUAACAUCACUGUUCACAUCAAUCUGCAAACAACCAGCGGCCACUUAGUACUACAUACAACUACAACUGCACAAAACACGUCCCACAUUACUGCGGUGUGUGAGGCAUAAUUCAAAGCCGCCCUUUAAACCGCACUCACCAAUAUCGGAUCCCGAUCGCAACUAGAUCAACGUAGUUACAUUAGCUCAUUGACAACCACACGACUGUAGCAACAAUCACCGAGAGCAGACCUGUGACCCAAUCUGUUUCGCUUUCUGCCAAACUGGUCCGUUUCUGUGCUUUUUUUAGUUUCGAUAUCAAUUUUAUAGACGAUCAGUUAGUGUCCUCUACACCCUUUCUUUUGAUCACUAUGGAACAGGUCAAUGUGGGUUGUGCAAAAUACAUUUCUGGCUAUGUACGCUAUGCUGCAUGUGUCUGUGUGUGUAUGUCUGUUUGUGGGAUGCAUGUGUGCGUGUGUGUAUGUGUGUGCGAAUGUAUGGUUAUGCGUGUGUUGUAUAGGAAAUAUCGAAUUUAUCUACGCGAACGCGAAACUUAUUAAACGUGCUAUAAUGAACACACAAAAAUGCAGACACCUUAAAGCAAAAACAAAUGUGUAUUGAAUUUAAACGCAUCGGAAUUUAUACAGUAAAAAAUCACAAACUCCCUCCUCCUCCUCUUCAUAGCACACAAACGCUCCCUGACACACACUGAAGUUUGAUAAGGAUAAGUGAAUUUAAAUCACAAAUAUUUGUUGGCAUGUGAACACACAAAAAAUGCUGCUGAAGAAAAAGAUGCAUUUUGAUUUGAUGCUUCAUACUCUACAAUUCCAGCAAAGAUACGAAAAUUAUAGAAUUAAUUUUCUUUAGAACAUUCUCACCCAAAGUUUAACAAGUGCGCAUUUGUUAACAGAAAGUUUUGUAACCAUUAAUCAUGUUAAACAUUUCAAAGAGUUUAUGUUUUAAAACAGUGGAUUUGAAAAAAAAACGAACAUAUGUUACGAAAAGCCUUUUCGAUGGAGAGCUUUCUCUCGUCGAACCGUAGCGCCAUCUAGGGUGAGAUUUUUUUGUCGUUGAUUUGAUUCUUUGCUUUUUGAUUUUUUUAUUUCGUGUUUUCUUUUUCAAACGAUUCAACCGUUUAGCUAAAUUCUAUUUAGCUGGAGUACGUAUAUUUUUUUUGCGUAUAACUUUUAUUUAAACAAUAUUUUCAAAUUCAUUUCAUCAUGCGCAACAUCAUUACUUUGAAGUAUAACCGAAUAUUCACAUUAAAACACACCAAAUCUUACAUCCACGCAGGCAGUUUAAUAAUCGCUCCGCUAUUAUCGUCGCACUUCAAAAUUCAUUCAUUUUGUGUGUGUUCAUAGCUGUUUCAAAAUGAUCUCGAUCGCACAAAAAUGCUAAAUCCCUGUUCGGUAAAACGAAAGAUACAGCUUAUCCACCAAUAAGUACACGUGACGAUGGGUUUGGUGAAUUGGAACAGUGACAUUUCGCUGCCACCAGAUCAUGCUGUUUUUUGUAUGAAUAUAUACGAACACUAAUUUUAAAAACUCAACUCUAGAUAGAUAGGAAAGCUUAUGCCCGCCAUACGAUGCGAACACAAGAAGCCCAAAUCGUUCGAUUGAAAACGUGAUGAGUACGUGAGAAGGCAGAACACGACAGAGAUCGGAUAGAACCGGGAAUUAUAGCAAUGUAAAAACUAGACGUAUAAGUGUAAACAUUUAAAUAUAAUUAUUUUAAAUUCUAGUGAAUCGGGAACGACAUCAGUUCCGCCACGUCAACACUCAGAGCAGUGGUUCGUUAUCUUGGAGGAAAAAUUCAAUGCAAUCCUACAUUGAACCACUUGAUGAAACGCUAAUGUAGCAAAACCUUAACAAACAUUAGGGACAGAGGUAUAUCAAAGUGUUACCCGAAAGGAUCGAAAAACAUAUGCAAAGUGUAAAUAUACUGUAGCUGUAAGAUGAUCCCCCAUCGUAUAGAGGAAAAUUAAAGCGGAUUCUUCUAUCACAUAUACAUACAUAUAUACCUUGAGAAAACACUCACAAAACAUAAAACUGUCACGUCGUGCGAGAUUUAAGCAAAUUAAAUAGACAAAACAACUAAGCUGUACGAUCACAACAGAUGAAAGCGAUGGUGAGUGGGUUAUGAUCGAUCAUUCAGUCCAACAAACACUUAAAACACACACACAUUCACACAAGAGCAACCCAAAGUUGAGCAAAGAGUUGUGUUUCCUGUUUUUAUUUGCGCACAGCGAUGCGUAAGAAGAACAACACGAUACUGAACAGAAACUGAAAAAUGAUAUUUUAAAUAAAGCAGAAAUACGAAAAGAUUA
Anopheles gambiae (African malaria mosquito) is the source of this 9761-nucleotide messenger RNA. Its product is annotated as hemicentin-1. The transcript has 9 exons. Gene Ontology annotation, biological process: cell-cell adhesion. Gene Ontology annotation, molecular function: cell adhesion molecule binding. The record is from RefSeq and is a predicted model, not a curated record. Bases 1235 to 5290 code for a protein of 1351 amino acids. NCBI's taxonomy places the organism in Eukaryota, Metazoa, Arthropoda, Insecta, Diptera, Culicidae. Gene Ontology annotation, cellular component: cell-cell junction.